AUGAACGCAGUGGUCGUACUGUGUCACUUUUGUGAGCAGCAUGGGCCGGCUGUCAUUAUGUGUACCCAACCCUUGCGUCAGAUGGCCUUCCCAUUAGUGUCUUCGCGAAAAAAUUCUGUUUGUAAGCCGCACUCGUUUUCUGGCUGCGGAACUUUUCACGUCACUUCGACCUCGGCUUCUCACGAAGGAAAUGUGUGGCCUGUUGAACAAUUGUCACACAACCUCUACUCCGAUCUCAUAACAUCAACAGUUCCACCUCAGUCGACUGGUGCCGUUCAGGAUUCUACGCCUUGGAUGCAGAUGAAUGGCGCCUGUCGCGCCUGUUCCAUCAUAACACGAAAUGAAAUGGGCUUUGUGAGCCAUGAUUUCUCUGCCAAAACUGACUACGUCUCCACUCAGUUUCCCGGCGACAAGGAUCUUUUCCAGGCCGUUCGCACCGCCUGUAUGCGCAGUUUGUCGUGUGAAACUGUUCCGGAACGCGAAGGGCCCGUAUAUUUUGGCGAUGACUUAAAUCUGCACGUGAUUAGUUACAACUUCUUUAUUAAGGACUCUAUGGCUCGCGGCUUCCAGGUGAAGUACAGUUUUCUCCUUGCCUCAUGGAAUCAGGUUCUUUUAAUGAACCUAUGGCCAUUUGCGGUGAAAAGUUUUCGGACAAUGGCAGCUCGUCUGCAAGAAGCGGCGAACCGUGUAUAUGAAGAGGAGACAUCCUCGGGAGCCUCGUCAACUGCAGGUGGUGUCGGUGCGCGCUCGGCUACCCCCCCGGCGGGUAACAAUCCGCUCCGUCUCUGCCGCACUCCUCCUCCACCCUCCUCCCUGUUGCACCACCACCACACCUCUACUACGCCCCCAAGUCGUGGUGCUCCACCCCUUUUAAGUAGCCAAGCCGUUGCUGCGGGCUCUGCUGUGUCUCUUGCCAACCAGUCCAGCACCUCUGGUGCCGCUCGGAAACUCAGAAGCGCUCGUGCCACCGAGUUCGAUGUUCGGUCACUUGCUGACCUCACAAGGGACGAUCAGGUUUAUUACCGGAUCCACGCAUGGUUCACCUGGCUACUCCGAGUUGCCGGUCGAAACUGGACGCCUGUCAGUCUGAAGAGUGGAUCGGUGGAUGAGGACGAGGUCUUUGCGGAGGAGGAGAAGAACGGACUGCUGUUGGGUUCCGGUGGAGGGUCUGGGGACACAACGGUUGGCUCGCCCUCUCGUCUCCCCUCAAACACACCCCACCUGGCUGACCCGACCAACCUCAUCCUCGGCUCCGAACUCGGAUGGACCGAUGGCACGUCGGAGAUGGAAAUGGCUGUGCAAAUGAGACUGCUGUCUCACCUCUACAAGUGCAUCGGAGAGGACCACUUUCACCGGCUAGUAUACUACCUGGCCACUGGAAAUCAAAUUAUUGUCCAUCCACUGGAGAAACCCAAAGUGGCCUCUUUCACCGCGGCUGCUCUCGCUCGCCUUCUUCCUCGUGGAUGCGUUCGACUUGUAAUUGAGAGCUCGACAUAUGUGCCACCAUCCGACUGUAAUAUCCUGUCUCUGUCUUCGGGUACCCUUUUAUCUAAACUGGGACCUCCCGAAACCUCAUACGUAAUCGUCCAGGUGAGCCUCAUGUCUCCGAACUCGACCAAAGAAGACAUGGUUGUUGCAGGCCGAAAUACGCCCUCACCCGUCAGAAUAUCAACUGAUUCGGACACCAAGUUUGAUCAGCUCAACUUUGCAGUAAGCUUUGGUCAGGCCCUUCAAGCACCGUCAGAUAGCUGGGAGGCAUCUUGGUCACGUAGUAGCAGUCUGUCUGGGAGCAUUCCAUCUUCCCCCUGGGGUCUCUCUCCCUCUUCCUCCGUGACGUCGACUACUCACACUUCUCCUACCCCACCCCAAUGUAAACAACCUAUCAAUUCGACCUUUGCUGAUCAAAUAACGAAUAUUUUCCGGAUGGUUGACCCACUGCAAACCUCUGUUGUUAUUCUCCAGCCCUCUACAAUGAGUCUUGCCGUGGCUGUUAUUCGACAACGUUGGACAAGCUAUGCUCGCACUCUUUACGCCUUCCAGAAGUGUUGUAAGGUCUCUUCCAAUUUUGAGGAAGCAACACAAAAGUGCUUCCAAUUCCUCUCUUCCGUCUAUGGCACAACAGCGGACGAUGAGGCGGUAGUGCAAUUUUGGCAGAGGGCCUUGAGUAGACAAACCCGACUAGACAUCUGCCAUCCAGUUUCUCCCGCAACUUAG
Messenger RNA from Mesocestoides corti, 2214 nucleotides. NCBI's taxonomy places the organism in Eukaryota, Metazoa, Platyhelminthes, Cestoda, Cyclophyllidea, Mesocestoididae. The record is from the annotation of a GenBank genome assembly.